GUGCGUCCGGCGGAAGUGCUCCUCCGGCGCGGUCCUCCAGGCCAGGGCCCUCAGCCAUCUCCACCCCCAGGUGGUUUGAACUUUGAGCCUUUUGUAGUCCUGAUGAAUAAUUUCACUUUCCUCAAGUUUAUGACACUCGGAACGUCAAGAACUGGAGGUUUGUGCAAUUUGAGACCGGUCAGCACUGUGCAGAGAUCAGAGUACUAAGAGACAGAGAUUAAAAUGGCUUCCAGAGGAAAGACAGAGACAAGCAAAUUAAAGCAGAAUUUAGAAGAACAGUUGGAUAGACUCAUGCAGCAAUUACAAGAUCUGGAGGAAUGCAGAGAGGAACUCGAUACAGAUGAAUAUGAAGAAACCAAAAAGGAAACUCUGGAGCAACUAAGUGAAUUUAAUGAUUCACUGAAGAAAAUUAUGUCUGGAAAUAUGACCUUGAUAGAUGAACUAAGUGGAAUGCAGCUGGCUAUUCAGGCAGCUAUCAGCCAGGCCUUUAAAACCCCAGAGGUCAUCAGAUUGUUUGCAAAGAAACAACCAGGUCAGCUUCGGACAAGGUUAGCAGAGCUGACUGCAGAUGAUGAGGCCUUCUUGUCAGCAAAUGCAGGUGCUAUACUCAGCCAGUUUGAGAAAGUCUCUACAGACCUUGGCUCUGGAGACAAAAUCCUUGCUCUGGCAAGUUUUGAGGUUGAAAAAACAAAAAAAUGACAUGGUGCAGAAGCUUAUAACAUUGAUCACAUUCUUACUGUAAAUGGCGUCUUUCUUCUGGGGGUUUUCAGUUAUUGCAAAGAAAUGAAGAGAUUCUGGAAAUGCAUCAGUAAUCUAAGAAAAAGUGACAUAAAAAUAUACUUAUGGCUUGUGUUUAUGCUCUUUAUCAUUGUGCAUUGUGUGAGGUUACUUGCUUGAGUGAUCCUGAACUUCUUGCGACAGAGGGACUCACUGGACUCUGUUAUGAUUUGUCUGUUUAAGAGAGAAAACAGAAAGUGGACUUGGUUUUUAUUAAGACUGUUCGUUUUUAAGUGUUGAUGGUGAAUGCAAAGAUGUGAAGUGAUGAUAUUUUUCUGCUUAUAACUUACCCCACUCAUUGGAGUGAACGGUGAAGUGAGCUCAAUAGACUUCAUAAGUGUUCAUAGAAUUUUAGAGUUCUGAGUGAUCUUAGAAAUCACUUCUGUUUUUACAAACAAGGAAACUGAGGUCCAGAAAGAGCACGCAACUUGCUUAAAGUUGCAUCAGAGAGCUAAGGGUAAGACUCAGGUGUCCUGACUCCCAGUUUGGUAUCUGUUGAAUUUUAUUUCUGUACCAUUUAAAAAAUAAUAAUUAACAUUAUUUGUGCAAGUCAGUGUUUUUGAAAAUUCAGUGUCCCAAUAAAAAGUUGACUGCACACUAAGGGACCAUCCCCAGCCUGUGAGCUGUCUGUAUGAAUGGGGCCCGUUGUAUCUCAGAAUUUUGAGGUUGGAACAAUGGGAGCCCUGUUGAGCGUCUCCUAAAGUGACUCAGCCGCCUGCAUUGUUUCACCAGGGAAGCAAUAGGAAAUGGCAGCUAGAGGCCCUCCCUGUGUGUGACCUCUUGUCACACUCAGAGGCGGGUAACUGUCAGCUGUUAUCUACUCUUCAGGUUUUGGAGAAACACAAAAUAAGUUAUGAGGAAAAGCAAAUUUCUCUCCUGAGUAUUUACAUGUCUCUGCAUAUGCUCAAAUAUGUAGAUGUGUCCAUAUGCAUGUAUAUUAGCUUAUUUCUUAGGCUCUGGCCAUUUUAUAUUCUUUCAUGUGCUUCUCAGUAUUCUUUUUCUUUGCACUUUAUACAAAUUAAAAGCAUUUUUAAAGCUUC
Messenger RNA from Piliocolobus tephrosceles (Ugandan red Colobus), 1817 nucleotides. RefSeq names its product leucine zipper and CTNNBIP1 domain containing (gene LZIC). The transcript is spliced from 7 exons. Bases 223 to 699 code for a protein of 158 amino acids. Gene Ontology annotation, molecular function: beta-catenin binding. The record is from RefSeq and is a predicted model, not a curated record. Lineage: Eukaryota; Metazoa; Chordata; Mammalia; Primates; Cercopithecidae.